Messenger RNA from Cordyceps fumosorosea ARSEF 2679, 843 nucleotides. RefSeq lists its product as hypothetical. The record is from RefSeq and is a predicted model, not a curated record. The transcript is spliced from 2 exons. Bases 1 to 843 code for a protein of 280 amino acids. NCBI's taxonomy places the organism in Eukaryota, Fungi, Ascomycota, Sordariomycetes, Hypocreales, Cordycipitaceae. Gene Ontology annotation, molecular function: protein-lysine N-methyltransferase activity. Gene Ontology annotation, biological process: peptidyl-lysine monomethylation; peptidyl-lysine dimethylation. Gene Ontology annotation, cellular component: cytoplasm.
AUGGCGGAGAAGCCCAAGCACCUCGACCCUUCUGAGCUCGGCACCCGCGAGUACUGGGACAAGCUCUACACGACCGAAAUAGCCAACCACGCCGCAAACCCCGACGACAUCGGCACCGUCUGGUUCGACGACUCCGACGCCGAGAGCAAGAUGCUCGCCUUUCUCGACCGUCUCGCCGGCAACAUCCCCGACUCUGGCUCCGAAGCCUCCUCCUCCUCCGACCCCGAAUCUUCCUCCUCGCCGCAGACAGUCACAGCUACCAGCCUGUGUAAGGAAUCUGCCUCCAUUGUCGACCUCGGGUGCGGCAACGGCUCCAUCCUCUUCGCCCUGCGCGCGCGCGGCUGGCUCGGUCCCCUCGCCGGCGUCGACUACAGCGCGCACUCCAUCCGCCUCGCCUCCCAGAUCGCCGCCGCCGCCUCCACCCAAGAACCACCCUCCUCCUUCGCCAUCCGCUUCGUCGAGUGCGACCUCCUCCACGGCCCGCCCCUGUCCUCCCUCCUCCCCGCGCCGAACACGUUCGACGUCGUGCUUGACAAGGGCACGUUCGACGCGAUAUCCCUCAGCGACGCCACCGACGACCGCGACCGCCGCGCAUGCGAGGGCUACAGGGCGCGCGUCCUGCCGCUGCUGCCGGUCGGCGGGCUCUUCCUGAUCACCAGCUGCAACUGGACGGAGGACGAGCUGCGCGGGUGGUUCGUGGGCGGCGAGGGUGUGGACGGUGCCGUGUUCGAGGAGGCCGGCCGGGUCAAGUACCGGUCGUUCAGCUUUGGCGGCGUCUCAGGCCAAACUAUAAGCACUCUCUGCUUCCGUAAAGUCUCGUCCCAAGCGUCAUCCUCCAGAUAG